Messenger RNA from Elaeis guineensis (African oil palm), 860 nucleotides. Its product is annotated as small ribosomal subunit protein uS13z/uS13y/uS13x. Lineage: Eukaryota; Viridiplantae; Streptophyta; Magnoliopsida; Arecales; Arecaceae. The record is from RefSeq and is a predicted model, not a curated record. Gene Ontology annotation, biological process: translation. Gene Ontology annotation, molecular function: structural constituent of ribosome; RNA binding. Gene Ontology annotation, cellular component: small ribosomal subunit; ribosome; cytosol.
UUCCUGAGGGCCGACUCGUGUCCGGUCCGACCCGUCUCGAUUGCCAACCCUGAGAGGAGAAAAUAAAACCCUUCUAGGGUUUCCGCUUCCCCCGCCGCCGCCUUGCACUCUAACUCCAAUUCCAACCGAUCGGCCGAGGAGGGCUUCCUUCUUUCCCUGAUCAAGUGCUCGAUCUCAGAAACCAUGUCGCUGGUGGCGAACGAGGAUUUCCAGCACAUAUUGCGAGUCUUGAACACCAACGUGGAUGGCAAGCAGAACGUAAUGUUCGCCCUCACGUCCAUCAAGGGUAUUGGCAGGCGUUUCGCCAACAUCGUCUGCAAGAAGGCAGACGUCGAUAUGAACAAAAGGGCUGGUGAACUUUCUGCUGAGGAACUGGAGAAUCUAAUGGUCGUUGUGGCGAACCCAAGGCAAUUCAAGAUCCCAGACUGGUUCUUGAACAGGAAGAAGGACCACAAGGAUGGGAGGUAUUCUCAGGUGGUCUCCAAUGCUCUUGACAUGAAGCUGAGAGACGAUUUAGAGCGAUUGAAAAAGAUCAGGAAUCACCGUGGCUUGCGACAUUACUGGGGUCUUCGUGUUCGGGGGCAACACACCAAGACAACCGGCCGAAGGGGAAAGACUGUUGGUGUCUCAAAGAAGCGUUGAGUCGUUCGAUUUUUUUUAUUCCAGUGGCUGGAUAAUUAUUUAUUGAAGUGAAUGCCUUUUGGUUUGAAUUCAACUAGUUAAAGAACACCAUCUCAUUUUUGUUUUUUGGUGUAGGAUUGCAGCAUGAUAAACUUUAUGGAUGUAGACUUCUUUUGUUAUCUUUGAAUUUGUGUACUCAAAUGUUAUUUGGCAUAUCUUAGAAUAUCUCUUAUUUUACA